Messenger RNA from Kalmanozyma brasiliensis GHG001, 3408 nucleotides. Its product is annotated as Histone deacetylase domain protein. Bases 1 to 3408 code for a protein of 1135 amino acids. Lineage: Eukaryota; Fungi; Basidiomycota; Ustilaginomycetes; Ustilaginales. The record is from RefSeq and is a predicted model, not a curated record. The transcript is spliced from 2 exons. Gene Ontology annotation, cellular component: nucleus. Gene Ontology annotation, molecular function: histone deacetylase activity.
AUGCCACCAUCGCAAGAAGGAAUCCGGACGGACGCACAAGCCCCUCCUCUUCCUGCAUCCGCUUCUGCAUCGAAUCCCGUCAGCAAUGAAGCGCAAGCUGGAAGAUCCGAAUUCUGGAAUGUGACUCCUUCGAACAGUCACACCGUCAGCACAGCCAACACGGCUGCUCCGAACCCAGCACACUCAGCAGCCGAGCUCGACGUCCUCUUGGCACCGUCCGUGCUGAAUCACAGAUACGUUCGUGGCGUGGACAAGAGUCUCAUCGUCGAGAGACCAGAGCGAAUCCGUGCAGUCCUGCUCGGCAUCGCCACUGCCAUCGGCAAAUCGUCCACCACUGAGCAGCAUCCGCCGUUACCCACGUCCGUCUCCAACAACGCCUUUCAAACUUCGCCCACGCCAGCAUCGAGGUGGAGCGGCGCUUCCGCAAGCGACGCUUCUGUGCCACCACUGCCAUUCAUCAAAGCGCCGGCGCAAGGCAAUGACGACGAUGAUCUGGUAGCCCGACUCAACUCCCUCUCCGUACAGGGCGAUGCGGCUCAAGCAACCUCAUCGCAAACGCAGCAAAAGUUCCGCGUCCUCCAUUCGACAAGAUCUUUGCCGCUCGACCCGCCUCAUCCCGCCGUAGCUUUCGCCCAUGCCCAUUCGGACGAGCUCGUGACUGUGCUGGAGAGCGCGUAUGACCAAGCCAAGCAGAAACGGAGAGAUGCGCGUGCUGCCAUUCCCGAACCUUUGCAGAUCCCAGCGGCGAACCUUUCCAACCCUUCGCUGUCGAACCCGGAUCACGCCAAAGCUGAAAGAGAGGCAACACCCACGCCCUCCUCCAUCAUGACCGAUCCGCAGCAGCAGCAGAAAGAUGUGUUCACCGGCGCCUCUACACCGCGCACGUCGCAUGCGGCCUACCUCGAAUACCUCUGCAGCCGAGCACCCAAUCAUCCGCCAUUCUCACAUCGCAAACCACAACAUUCGUCGCCGUCGAAGGCGAUACCGGAAGACAGCGAAGCGUAUACCUCUAGCGACGGCGAGGGGGACGAUGCUAUGCAUGUCUCCGAGGUGCCCGAACACUUGCCGCAGGGCGACUUGUACCUUGCAGGACCAUCGAAGGAAGGGAGCUUGGAAGGAGGAUCUGCUGAAGCCAUUCGACACGCCAUGGGCGCUUGUUGCGAGGCGGUCGACCGCGUCGUUUGGGCAGCCGCUUCCGCCAGCUCGGGUUCGCAGACCCCAACAGCGCUCAAAGAGAUCACCUACGAAGGCGUGAGCCAGCCCGACUCGUCGACUCACGCCAACCCACCACCAGCCAAACGCGCCUUCGUGCUCAGUCGACCGCCAGGCCACCACUGCUCCGGCUCCACGCCUCAGGGCUUCUGCUGGGUCAACAAUGCCAUCGUCGCAGCCGCCCACGCCUACCUCACACACGCCGUCGACCGCGUCGUCAUAUUCGACAUCGACCUGCACCACGGCAAUGGCACCCAGAACCUUGCAUGGCGCAUCAACGCCGACGCCAACAAGCACGACGACCAGCGCGCCGAACGCAUCUCGAGCCUGCGUGCGGCUGCCCUCGAGCGAGCGCGGCAGGCCGUGGGGAGCGGCAGCGGCCGUGCCCACGCCAGCAGGAUUGCAAAGGUGGCACUGUCCGAGCAGGACGAGACCGAGGUGAAGCGUCAAGCAGGACCGAGGGCGUUGAGACUCUUCUACAGCUCGCUGCACGAUAUCGAGUCUUUUCCCUGCGAAGACGGCGAUCCGAGCAUGAUCAAGGAUGCAAGCACUUGCGUUGAGGGCGCGCACGGACAAUGGAUCUGGAACAUCCAUCUGGACCACUACCGCUCCGAGUCCGACUUCAAGCGCCUCUACGACGACAAGUACAAGAUCCUCUUCAGCAAAGCCGCGCGCUUCCUCUUGGCCACCUCCGCCACCCCACAAUCCACGCUCAUCCUCAUCUCGGCUGGAUUCGACGCCUGCGCCUACGAAUAUCCCGGCAUGCAGCGGCACGGCAAGCAUGUCCCGCCGUCAUUCUACCACACGUUUGCGCGAGACGCUGUCGACUUUGCCGAUGCGCACGGGCAGGGCAAACUCGUGUCGGUGCUCGAGGGUGGGUAUAGCGACCGGGCGUUGUGCUCGGCUGCAUUGGCGCACGUGACUGGUCUCGCCGUCGGUUCGACGGCCUCGCAGGCAGAGGAAGAGGCGGAAUACUGGAAAUUGGAGAACCUGAUCGCGGUUGAAAAGGUAGCGAAGAAGAUGGCCGCCCACGCCGCCGCCGCCGUCAGUACUGGGGCGAGUGGCGCAGCGAGCACGAACACCACGCCCAAGCGCAGGCAGGCGGAAUUGGCACCCUGGCUCUCGCUCACCUCGAAGGCGUUUGCGGCCUUCGAACAGGCAUGCGGCAAAGACGUCGUGCCGCUCAACGCGACUGCUACGCCGUCGCGGGCAGCAACGGCGGUGCGGUUGACCGCAGAUACGAGCGCCAUGAACAGUCCAGCAGGGAGGGUGCUGAGGACGCGCAAGAGCAGGGCCAACUUUGGCGAUGUCACGACGACACCGCAGGCGAGACGCGCGGCUAGCCCGACGAAGCCCACGCCUGCGAGAGGAGCGGGGGUGUUGGCGAAGAAGGAGUCUCCUGCGAGGGCGAGGGCGGGUGCAGGGCCGUUCGGUGCGCCUGUGACGCCCGUGAAGAUCGAGGUGAAGGACGAGGGGGACAUGUCGAUGGACACGGAUACGCCGACGCGUACGAGUGCGGGCGUCGUGGUUGGUGCAAACUUGUCCUCGCCUGUGAAGAUUGGCCAGACGACAGACGAUGUUGCCCAAGAAACCACUCCACAGGCCCAGCAAGCUCCGCAGCAACCAUCGCACACGACCGAUCCUACCGAUACCGGCGUCACGCACACAACCGCGAUCUCCGAGGCAUCCUCUGCGACCGGCAACGAUUCACCUUCGCCUCACAAAAGACCGGCGCACAUCUCAACUCAUCCGCCUCCGCCAACCAACUACAUCGGCACAGCAUCCACCCCGCAAUCGCCCAUGCUGACCUCUGCGCCCGUGACACUGGUCGACGCGCUCUCGGCGCCCCAACACCGCGUGGUGGACGCCAACACGGCGCACUACGCUUCUGCGGACGUUUUGGGGCUGGAUUUCCUGCGUGCGCAAGCGUUCCAGUUCGCCAACGGUGAGGCUGGGGAAGAGGAUGCGCCGGGCUCACCCGAUCCCGACGUGCCGCCGCUCGAGGGCGGGGCGGUGGAAGGAUACUUUCCUCCCGUCAAGGAGGACAGGGCCAUGCCGGGCGGUCUGGGGACGUUUUCGGGGAUGAAUCUGGAUCAGGCCACGCUGCAACGGGUGAAGUCGAGGGAUAGCGAUGGCGGAAAGGGGCUCUAUCCACACUUGCCCGGUUCCUUCGCUUCGCCCGGUCGCAGACAAUGA